This is a messenger RNA of Kwoniella mangroviensis CBS 8507, 843 nucleotides long. RefSeq lists its product as uncharacterized. The coding region runs from base 1 to 843 and encodes 280 amino acids. The transcript is spliced from 4 exons. NCBI's taxonomy places the organism in Eukaryota, Fungi, Basidiomycota, Tremellomycetes, Tremellales, Cryptococcaceae. The record is from RefSeq and is a predicted model, not a curated record.
AUGUCAGCCCCACCUCAAUACACCGACAACCCUCAAGCAGGACCCCUACCACCCAAGAAAUCGUACGGCGCUGCCCCCACCGACGGCGAUGUCGAAGCUACUGAACCAUUACUGGCCACUGCCCAAGCAUCCACAUCUGCUCAAAGAACCGGGAACGCAUGGAUGGAUGAAGGUUCGUCAGACGAUUUCAAAGUCGGUGUGAACGUCAUCGACUGCGAUACCGAAAUUAGAUUAGCUUUCAUCCGAAAAGUCUAUUCGAUCUUAUUCCUCCAACUCCUCUUAACCUCUGUGGUAUCCUUGGGAAUGUCUUAUCCCAAAGUAUCAGAGUUUACCAAACAGAACAGCUGGAUUAUCUGGAUCCCCUUGAUUGGAAGUAUGGUUUCGUUGUUUAUGGUAUAUUGGAAAAGACAUCAUCACCCUGCGAACUUGAUCUUACUUGGUAUUUUUACGCUUUUCGAAGCGAUGUCAAUUGGGUUCGUGACUAGUAUGGUAGAGGGUAGAAUUGUCCUUCAAGCUCUGUUCCUCACGUUAGGUGUAUUUGCCGGACUGACCCUUUUCACCUUCCAAACUAAAUUCGACUUCUCCUCCCUCGCACCAUUCCUCUUCGUAGGUAUCUGGGGACUCAUCACCGCAUCCCUCGUCCAGAUCUUCCUCCCAUUCAACGCAAAUGUCGAUUUGGGCAUCGCAUGCUUUUCCACCCUCUUAUUUGCCGGCUUCGUUUUGUACGAUACUCAACAGAUCAUGAAGCGACUUUCGGUAGAUGAAGCUAUCUUGGGUGCUUUGACUUUGUACUUGGAUUUCUUGAACUUGUUCUUGAGCAUCUUGAGAAUCAACAACCGUUAA